This is a messenger RNA of Salvelinus namaycush (lake trout), 2548 nucleotides long. RefSeq names its product vacuolar protein sorting-associated protein 13B-like. The transcript is spliced from 10 exons. Lineage: Eukaryota; Metazoa; Chordata; Actinopteri; Salmoniformes; Salmonidae. The annotation marks the transcript as partial. The record is from RefSeq and is a predicted model, not a curated record.
GUGGUUUUCCUACCAGGGUUUGGCUGUCUCUACAUAGACGUAGUCCAUCAGGGUGGCACAGUCAUCCUCACCCUGGCACCAGAGGGCAGCGUGGACUCUGUCAUGAGCCUGCACAACAGGACGUCCAAUCGGAAGCUGGCGUUCAGGGUGUUGCUGAGCGAGGCCAGUGUGUCGCUGAGUGAUGACAUCACCAGUCGUUCGGGUUCCGUGGAGCUCUUGAGGCUGACUCUGUCCAAACUGCUACUGAACCUGUGUCCUGCACGGCUGGGUGACUCUGGCACGGGGCUGGGUGAAGGAGGCAGGAGGCUGGUCACCGCCGGGAUGGGAGAGGCCUGUCUGGUGGAAGUCCACUGUGCCAGCCUGCAGGUGGACAACCAGCUGUAUAACCGUGCCAGCUUCCACUUCCCGGUGUUGUUGUGCCAGGAGCAGAGUGUGGAGCUUCCCCUCUGGACCAGCGAUGCCAACCCCACCACCUCACUACAGGCCCUGGAGGAGUUUAAGGCGUCGUGCUUCCUCCAGCUGGGUCUCACCCUGGACAGGGAGGACUACAGUGUGGACCAGCUGACCUUCCACAUCAAACCAGCCCGUCUCUACCUAGAGGACACCUUCGUCUACUACAUCAAGACUCUGUUUCACACCUACAUCCCAGACUCAGCCCUGGCCCCUUCCCCGGGCCCUAACCUCUCAGAGCACUACGGUGGUCCCUUGCUCCCGGAGACCGUCCUUCAGUCCAUCCCAGCCCUGGUGCACCCUCUGAGGCUGCAGCGACUGGUCAUUCAGCCGGUCAACGUGUUGGUUAGCAUCCACGCCUCUCUGAAGCUCUACAUCGCCUCGGACCACACCCCGCUGUCUUUCUCCCUGUUCGACAGAGGACCGCUCUGUACUACAGCCAGACAGCUGAUUCACGCACUCACCAUGCACUACGCUGCCGGCGCCCUGUUCAGAGCUGGCUGGGUGGUGGGGUCUCUGGAUCUCCUUGGAAGUCCUGCCAGUCUGGUGAGGUCCAUCGGUAACGGAGUAGCAGACUUCUUCCGCCUGCCAUAUGAGGGUUUAACCCGGGGCCCCGGGGCCUUCGUCAGCGGAGUGUCACGAGGAACCACCUCAUUCGUCAAACACAUCUCUAAAGGCACGCUGACGUCCAUCACCAACCUGGCGACCAGCCUGGCCAGGAACAUGGACCGGCUGUCCCUGGAUGAGGAGCACUAUACCAGGCAGGAGGAGUGGAGGAGACAGCUACCUGAGAGCCUGGGGGACGGACUCAGACAGGGCCUGUCUAGACUGGGCAUCAGCCUACUGGGAGCGAUCGCUGGCAUCGUGGACCAACCCAUGCAGAACUUCCAGCGGGGUUCAGAGAUGCAGAGUUCAGCAAGCAGCAAGGCCAAAGGGGUCAUCUCUGGGGUGGGGAAAGGCAUCGUGGGGGUCUUUACCAAACCUAUAGGGGGCGCCGCAGAGCUGGUCUCUCAGACGGGAUACGGUAUCCUUCAUGGGGCUGGUCUCUGGCAGCUCCCCAAACAGCUGUACCUCCCAGCAGACCAGAAGUCAGCCCUCGCCCCCAACAGUCACGUCAAAUACGUCUGGAAGAUGCUCCAGUCCCUGGGUCGUCCAGAGGUGCACAUGUCCCUGGAGGUGGUGAUCGUGUCCGGGUCGGGUCAGGAGCAUGCUGGGUGUCUGCUGCUGACAGGGGAGGUGGUGUUUGUGGUCAGUCUGUCUGAGGACACACAACAGCAGGCCUUCCCCAUCACUGAGGUGGCCUGUCAACAAGACCCCCACCACCUGGGGGCGCUGACCCUCACGCUGCAGCAGCAGAGACUCACCAACGAUGUAGAGGGUGACAGUGGGAGGGAGUUGUCAGAGCAGCAGUAUGGUCGCCUGGUGGACUAUGUGACUCGUGCGUCUGCGUUCCUCUCCCCCUCGGCCUCGUCCCUCCAGCAGGCUCCUCCCAUCACCCCGGCCGAGCCUCCGCCCGCCGUCACCAAGACCUACCGUUACCUGGUCGACCCCGCCCACGCCGCCGUGUUCGUCUCCAAGUUCACCAUGGUCAAGAACAAGGCGCUGCGCAUCGGCUUCCACUGACUCACCUGUACACACACACACACUCACCUGUACACACACACACACACUCACCUGUACACACACACACACACUCACCUGUACACACACACACACUCACCUGUACACACACCUUUACAGAGACGCUGACACACCUGUACACACCUGUACACACACACACCUUUACAGAGACGCUGACACACCUGUACACACCUGUACACACACACCUUUACAGAGACGCUGACACACCUGUACACACCUGUACACACACACCUUUACAGAGACGCUGACACACCUGUACACACCUGUACACACACACACCUUUACAGAGACGCUGACACACCUGUACACACCUGUACACACACACCUUUACAGAGACGCUGACUCACCUUUACAGAGACCCUGACACACCUGUACACACACACACACACACACACACACACACACACACACACACACACACACACACACACACACACACACACACACACACACACAC